AUUAGGAUUCAUGGAGUUUUUGAAACCUGCCUCAAAGAUGAUUAAUGUGAAAUCAAAGAAUUUGAACUUAAAUUUAGAUGAAAAUAUUUCACAUAUUUGUGCAGGCUAUGGAAAAAUGUAUUUUAAAUUUGAUAAAUAUUUAGAAUUGAUCUCUGAAUUUAUUGAAGAAGUAAAGGAUGCCAUAACUUCAAGAGAUCCUCAAAAACUUGUUAAAAUAACAGAAACUUACGGACAAUUCAUCCCAACAAGGGAUAGUCCAUCCGUACUAAAUUAUUGAAAAUGAUUGAAUCCUUAAAACUUGACAAUUCGACACUCCAAUUGGAAUUCAAAACCUCGAUCUAUUAUACAACUCUCACAUUAUGAUAUUUACAUCCUAAAGAAGCUCACGUAGUUACAACAUUACGACUCUUCAAUAUCUAUUAGCAAAAUACA
Molecule: messenger RNA, 432 nt
Organism: Rhizophagus irregularis DAOM 181602=DAOM 197198
Lineage: Eukaryota; Fungi; Glomeromycota; Glomeromycetes; Glomerales; Glomeraceae
Source: RefSeq, a predicted model, not a curated record